GGUUUCCCGCCGACGAACAGCCAGGGCGGCGGGAUAUUCGCGGCCGCCAUGAGCGACCUGUCGCCCCUGUGGCAGGGUGCGAAGUGCCAGGGCUCCCAGGACGCGAGCAAGUGCAACGGGAGGGGGUCCUGUGUGAACUGCGUCGGACCGGCGUGCCCUGACGAGGAGCUGUGCGGGACGUGCUUUAACGUCAGAUGCACCGGCUCCCUCGACGGCGAGACCUCCGGCGCGUGCACCGGAAAGACCAUCAAAGUCAAGAUCGUCGACGCCUGCCCAGCCACACACCCAGCCAACUUCUGCAAGAUCCCUCAGUUCGGCGGCACAAUCCGCCCUAUUGAGGCCUGCGAGCAGCCCGGCGUCAACGCGCUCGACAUUGCCACGACCGCGCGCAGCACCCUGUCCACAUUCCAAGGGAACCUUAACAUCGACGUCGAGCCUACUUCGUGUUGA
Molecule: messenger RNA, 450 nt
Organism: Trametes versicolor FP-101664 SS1
Lineage: Eukaryota; Fungi; Basidiomycota; Agaricomycetes; Polyporales; Polyporaceae
Exons: 7
Source: RefSeq, a predicted model, not a curated record